CACCAACUCUGUUCACCUGUCACUCGUUGUCAUCCAUCCUCCUCUACUGUCAAGAUGAAGACCGCUGCCUUCGCCGUCGCCCUCCUGGGCCUCCUCCCCUCCACCUUCGCCCAGACUCUGGCCGCCUCGCCCACCGAGUCCUACGGCUGCGAGCCUCACGGCGACCACUACCACUGCGAGGGCGCCCGCGCGACUCUCAGCACCGUCGUGACAUCUGCGGCCGCGGCUGCCACCACCGAGGCGCACGACCACGAUGAGGAUGACCAUGAUGAGGAUGAACACACCGACGCUUCCGGAACCGGAACGCUGGCUGCUUCUCCUACCGAGUCGUAUGGCUGUGAGCCCCAUGGUGACCACUACCACUGCGAGGGUGCUCGCGCUACUCUGAGCACCGUCGUCUCGCAGGCUGUUGCUGCCACCACCACUGAGGCUCACGACCACGAUGACCACGACGAUGAGACCGGCACCGGAUCUGCUGCUGCCAGCCCUACCGAGUCCUACGGGUGUGAGGCCCACGGCGACCACUGGCACUGCGACGGCGCCCGCGCCACCACUGGCGGAAGCGAUUCCACCCCCGCUGCCAGCGACUCUACUGCCGCUGCCAGUGACUCUACUCCCACCGCCAGCGGCAACGCUGUCACUGCCACUGGCGCCGCCGGUAUGGAAAUGGUGCCCAUUCUAGGCAUGGUUGCUGCUGCCGUCCUGGCUCUCUAAAC
Messenger RNA from Ilyonectria robusta, 716 nucleotides. RefSeq lists its product as uncharacterized. The transcript has 2 exons. The record is from RefSeq and is a predicted model, not a curated record. NCBI's taxonomy places the organism in Eukaryota, Fungi, Ascomycota, Sordariomycetes, Hypocreales, Nectriaceae. The coding region runs from base 55 to 714 and encodes 219 amino acids.